Messenger RNA from Polypterus senegalus (gray bichir), 5788 nucleotides. RefSeq names its product kinesin family member 14 (gene kif14). The transcript is spliced from 30 exons. NCBI's taxonomy places the organism in Eukaryota, Metazoa, Chordata, Cladistia, Polypteriformes, Polypteridae. Gene Ontology annotation, biological process: microtubule-based movement. Bases 370 to 5322 code for a protein of 1650 amino acids. The record is from RefSeq and is a predicted model, not a curated record. Gene Ontology annotation, molecular function: microtubule motor activity; ATP binding; microtubule binding.
CACAAGUGUGGGCGCAUUUCGAAAGUUGGAGGCGGGUCGAUGAUGGCAAGGUGCCGUGAACGCCUAGGAAAUAUAAAUAUUUUGUAACUCAUUUGGUAACUGUAGCUUUUCAGGCGUUACAGAAGAAGGCGCAAAGCAAAGGUACUCUUUUGUUUACCAGCGAACCAAACAUAAAUGUAUAAAUGAUAGAGAUCGCUUUUUUGCAGCGCGUGGAGACGUUUGCCCAGUACCGCGCCAGGACCAGAUCCAUUUAAUGGAUUGUUAUGUAUUUUGCAUUGUUUUACAAUUAGCAUGCAGAUGAGAAAAAUUCCUGAACUCUGAUUGCUUAAGUUUUAAUUACACCUUGUUGCGGAUAACGAAAAAUAAGAUAUGUCCAUCAACGCCACUCCAACUAGAAAUCACACAGCUAUCUUUAAGCGUGUUGAGCUUCCCAAAAUGAAUCAGUUGACUGAUGUAUGUAAAGAAAACAAAGAUAUGUCUGUUACCCAAUAUCAGCAGUCGGAGUCUUUCAAACGUACUGAAUCAACACAGAAAGAAAUGAAUGCGACCUAUGUAAUUUCAGCCACUAAGAAGUCGGGUGUAACAGUUGAAAAAUCCAAGAUAGAAGAGAGAUUGAUGCUGCAGAAAAGGAAAAUGGGGAGCAAAGGUGCCCCAGUUUGCAUGGAUGUGACUUCUGAAAAUGAAAUUAAAGUACCAGAAAAAAAAUUGAGUCUGCAACGGAGAACAAGGAUGGGUUUUACAGACAAAACCAAUGAAGGUAAAGAGGAAGUAACCAAUGACAAACCUAAUGAGAUUUCUAAUUUGGUACAGCCAGCAAAGAGUAAGUUGGCGCCUGCAACAAAUUCAGGUGUGCAGAUCAGUAGUGUUUUGGUACAACGCUCAGGAAGCUUUCAGAGUCCAUCAAUUAAGGGUAUAGUAAAUAGAGCUGCUGUUCGAGUGGAUAGCAAUUCACGUGAGCCCAGAGGUAUGGAAAAUAGUGAAAAAUGCAAAAUUGAAAGUGUUAGUAGAGUUUUCUCAACACCUACAAAAAGAGCUACAGUUGCAACUCCAAAUGCUAAAGAGACAAAUGAAAAAAUAUCCAAACAGAAUUCUGAUAAAGGGACCAAUCUGAAAUCCAGAAGUAUAGAGAGAUCAAGAACACCUGGCCAGGCUAAUAGACAGAGUGCAAUUCUCCAUUCCAAGUCUCGCACUCCUUCUCAAAAUGAUCGAGUCCCAGUUAAAACCCUAGCUAAAAACUUUGGACCCUGUCUUCAAGAAACUACUCAAAGUAAGAGAACUGCUGGAUGGAAUUUAUUGACUCAGGGCAGAGACGUGAUAACAUCUAGUCAAGGCACACCUGGUAAAGGAGUUCUUGUUAAUGAAGAUCUGUCCCAGCAGACCAAAACUGUUGCCCGUGACAAUCUGAAGACAGAAAACAGUGCCGUCACAGUUGCUGUAAGAGUGAGACCUUUUAAUAACCGAGAGAAGAUGGAAAGUGCCAAGCAGGUGAUUUUCGUUGAAGGAGAGGAGAUCAUUGUUCAUCAUCCAGACUCUAAGCAAUCCCAUUCCUUUGUUUAUGAUUUGUCUUUUUAUUCUUUUGAUAAGUCCCAUCCAAAUUUUGCAAGUCAGAGCACUGUGUAUGAAAAGUUGGCUCAACCUCUGUUGAACUGGGCAUUUGAAGGAUAUAACACCUGCAUCUUUGCAUACGGCCAGACUGGUUCUGGAAAGUCUUACACAAUGAUGGGCUUCACUGAUGAAGAAGGAGUGACUCCACGCUUUUGUGAAAACUUGUUCGGCAGAAUGAAAAACUCUAAUACUAAACAAGUUACUGUUAAUCUUGAAAUGAGCUACUUUGAAGUCUAUAAUGAAAAAAUUCAUGAUUUGCUGGUUGUGAAGGAUGAAAGUGGACAAAAGAAGCAACCACUUCGUGUUAGAGAGCAUCCAGUCUUUGGGCCUUAUGUGGCAGAUCUAUCAACGAAUGUUGUCACCUCAUAUGCCGAUAUACAAAGUUGGCUUGAACUUGGUAAUAAACAACGAGCCACAGCAGCUACAGGAAUGAAUGACAAGAGCUCAAGGUCUCAUUCUGUCUUUACUCUUGUCAUGACUCAGACUAAGACUGAAUUUGUUGAAGAGGAAGAGCAUGACCAUUCAAUAACUAGCAGAAUUAACUUAGUGGACCUCGCAGGAAGUGAGCGCUGCUCCACAGCACAGACCUCUGGUGAAAGACUGAAGGAAGGUGUGAGCAUCAAUAAAUCUCUGUUAACCUUGGGAAAGGUCAUCUCUGCAUUGUCAGAACAAUCACAAACUAAAAAGAAUGUUUUUAUUCCCUACAGAGAGUCAGUUUUGACAUGGUUAUUGAAAGAGAGUCUUGGUGGAAAUUCCAAGACAGCUAUGAUAGCCACAAUUAGUCCAGCAGCAAGCAAUGUGGAGGAGACUCUUAGCACUCUUCGUUAUGCCAGACAGGCUCGUAUGAUCAUUAAUAAUGCUAAAGUGAAUGAAGAUACCAAUGCUAAACUAAUUAGAGAAUUAAAGGCUGAAGUUGAAAAACUUAAAGCAGCACAAAUGAAUACUAAGGACAUGGAACCUGAAACUGUUAAACUCUUCAAGCAAGAAAUUGAAACUCUUAAAAUGCAGCUAAAACAGCAAGAGAAAGAAAUGGCAGAAGCUCACAGAACUUGGAGAGAAAAGUUAGACGAGGCAGAAAAAAGAAAACGUGAAGAGACUAAAGAAUUACAGAAAGCUGGUGUUACAUUCCAAAUGGAUAAUCGAUUACCAAAUCUUGUCAAUCUUAAUGAAGAUCCUCAGCUUUCAGAGAUGUUGUUAUAUAUGAUUAAAGAGGGGCAGACUAAAGUGGGAAAAUAUAAACCAAAUUCAUUUCAUGACAUCCAGUUGUCUGGGGUUCUCAUUGCUGAUGACCAUUGUGUGAUUUCAAAUAUAGGUGGGACAGUAAGAAUUAUACCAGUUAAGGAUGCAAAAACGUAUGUAAAUGGUACCCUCAUCAAUGAAUCAACUGUUCUGCAUCAUGGUGAUAGAGUGAUCCUUGGUGGUGAUCAUUAUUUUCGCUUUAAUCAUCCUGUUGAAGUGCAAAGUGGGAAACGAGUUUCAUGCAAAAUGAACUUGCAAGAAGGACAAAAAGAUUUUGAAUUUGCAAGGAAUGAAUUGUUAGCAGCUCAGCGAGCAGUGCUUGAAGCAGAGAUAGAAGCAGCCCGACUAAAAGCCAAAGAAGAGAUGAUACAUGGCAUACAAGUGGCUAAGGAGAUGGCUCAGAAAGAACUUUCUGAUCAGAAAACAUUGUUUGAAAACCGGAUAAAAGCUUUGGAAAAAGAGCUGGAGAAAGAAUCCAAAAAACAAAAAUGCCAAGAGCUUGAUAACAAAAGGGUUAUCAGUAAAAUUGAAGAACUUGAAAAAGAGAAGACACACCUCGAACUGGAGGUGAAUUUAAAUAAAAAACGUCUUCAAAUGGAAGCAAUGGCGACACAACAGGCACUCACUGAUCAUAAUAUAAGACAUGCAAAAAUUAUUGAAGCUUUAGAAACAGAAAAAAAAAAGAUUGCUGAAGACUUAAAAAGAACACAAGAAAAACUAAACCAGAAAAAAAUAAACGGUUCAGCUCAAAAUGAUCAGAACCAGUGGACUUCCAUGAAACUGUCUGUAAUGAUACAGGAAGCCAAUGCCAUUAGCCGAAAGUUGGGCAAACACACCAUAUUCAGCAGGCAUGAAAUCUCAGAGAAAGGCUGUGAAAAUGGUAAAGAACUGCUGCAAGUGCAGGUUCAGAACACCAAACUGGGAAUCACUACAUUCUGGAGUCUGGAGAAAUUUGAGAGCAGCUUGGCAGUAAUGAGGGAGCUUGAUCAGGGUGAGGUUGGUAGAAAAGGUGAUGACAUUUUCUAUGACCCAGCUGAUGAGUGGGAACCAGAUAUAUCAAUGACUUCAGCAGCAUCCUCCUCCUCGUCUCUUUCUAGAAGAAGGAGCAGAAGCCUUUUAAAAAGCAGGAGAAUAUCUGGGCACCUUUACGAAAUCAGAGUCCAUCCUAUACAGAGUUUGUAUAAUUCACAAUACUCAGGUCUGAUGAGCAAACCUUCUGCACGAUCUAGUGUUCCUGAAUCAGCACUGCCAAAAAUUUGCAAAGAUCUGAUUGGUUCCACCAUUGCAAAGCUGAAGAAGUGUGAUCAGACACAAGAAAGCAUUGCCGAUAGAGCAAUAAUUGAUGUUCUAACUAUUAAUUCGGGUGUAAACAACAUCUCCAAAUGCUAUGAGCAAUUGGAUGAAGAAACUCAAGAAAACUUGUUUGCUGCUAGCCGGGAGGCUCAGUUCCACCUGAUCCAGAUAACUUUAUCACUUGAAAGACUGGCUUUAUCUAUAAUGCAGUGGUUUUCCAAUAUCAAGUCUUGCUUGUGCUUCACAUCCAGUGUUGCAGAGGAGUUACAUGAGGAGUUAAGAAAAGUAGGGGGAUACUUGCAGUUACUCAUUCAAGGAUGUGAUUCAGAUAUUUCUUCAAUGGUUAAAGAAGCUCACAGUAAAAUAAAUGGGUCCUUAAACACAACCUUAAAACUAAUAGGACACCUUUCAGCCAUUACUGGGACAGAGCUGCAUGUCGAAGAAUGGGAAUGUGAGGCUGAAACUACAUUUAAGAGCACAGUUGCUGUUGCCCUUUGUGAAGGAGUAAAAAAAGGUGUGGCGUGUCUUUAUAAGGAUUUGGCGUCUAACAGUAAGAAGAUAGAAAAUGAUGUUCAACAAAUGCAUCCUGGUACUGAGAUUUUCCAGGCAAUAAAGAAGAAUUCUUUGAUUUUGAUUGCUUCUGUAAGUAGUUAUAUUAACCAUUUGCAACAGAAUAAUAUUGGAACCUCGGAACAGGAAAAAUCAGACAAUUUGGAGACCUGCAAUCUAAAGACGCUAGCAUUUAUUGCUAUUAAAUUAUUUAGAUUUUAUGAGGCUUUCUUUCAAAUCUGCAAAAUCAUACUUGCUGCUUUAAAAGGUAUGGAGCACACACUCCAGCUCCAGAGAAACACAGAGGCAUUGUGUCUAUCAGCAAAAAAUAUUGAUGACUGCAUCAGGACAACUUAUGGCUUAUUGGCACACUCACUACCAACUUCCACAAUGAGAGACAUGAGCUCUGCCAGAAGAAAUUUAGACUCUGCUGUUAAAUCAUUAACUGUCAUUUAUGAUCAGCUUUAUACAGACAAAGAUUUAUCCAGCACAGGACUUGUACAAACUUUUAAGAAGCAGUUUGCAGCUAGUGACAGCAGCUUGCUUCACACAAGCGUUUUGAGGAGCACAGAACAUCCUGAAGCACAAAUUGAUCAUCCAGCAUCAACCUCACCUCUGGGAAUUCAGUGGGUGUAACAGAAUGACAGACGGUUAACUAUUAAGAUAUUUAUUGACAAUGGAUACCAAAUCUGUUUUAGUCUGAUUCCUGAAUGCAAUGUUUUUUAAAUCAGGACCGUAAACUGUUUUCUCCAUUUAUUGGAAUACAUUUUUAGGAAGUAGAAAAGACAGUUAAGUAUAAAGAUCACACAAUGUCAUUAUAUUUAUCACUUUAAACUACUCUGAUAAAUAACUAAAUAAUUUAUUUAGUAUAAAUAUUACAGGCAUCUUGAAUUUUUGUAUGUAUUACUUCUGGAGUCUGGUAAAAUGACCUGCAAGCACAUGUACAGUGAAUGAGAGAAUCAAUUAUAUUUAUGAAAAGGGUCAAACUUCUGAAUUUUUCACUCAGGAUUAAUCAGUUAAAUUAAUUUCCACGGAAAGCUGCAACUUUCAGCUUGGCCUAAUAGGUGCUUUUGGUGGGAAAUAAAGGCAGAGCGUUUCACUA